Molecule: messenger RNA, 1275 nt
Organism: Pollicipes pollicipes
Lineage: Eukaryota; Metazoa; Arthropoda; Thecostraca; Pollicipedomorpha; Pollicipedidae
Exons: 11
Coding region: 1-1275 (424 amino acids)
Source: RefSeq, a predicted model, not a curated record
AUGGAGGAGCGCCGCUCGAUCUCUUCGCUGUUCAGCUCGCGCCGCAAGUCGUCGGCCCGCCCGACGCCGACGCUGGUGGUCAGCGACGAGCUUCAGCAGGAGUCGGCGGCCAGCGGUCACUCGGCGGGGCCCGACGCCAGCCGCAACGGUAGCGUGCUGGGCAGCCCGACCCUGGCGCGGCCCGACACCCGGCACGGCCAGCCCGCCGGCAAAGACGGCGGCAAAGAGCCCGGCCCCGAAAACCGCUGUAUGAAGCUUCGGAAAAUUAUAUUUUCCAAACGGACCAGCAAGGUUCUUUGUGGUCUGAUCAUCACAGCAUGCAUCACAUUAUCGUGGGUUGGUGCCAUCCACUUCAUCAAGAUGACCUACUACGGGGGAGAGGUGCCACAGCUCCCCAACAGCACCAACGACAUUUUUCGAGUGCUCCAUCAGGCGGGCGGCAUCGUGGACGCGUUCGUGGUGCACGUGUCGGCCCAGACGGGGGACGUGUUCGUGCAGCUGGACACGGCCGACGCGCACGAGGCGUCUGUCCUGUUCGUGGACUACGGCAAACGUCGGUGGUGCCGCUCUCGGAGCUGCGCGCGCUGCCGGCCCACGCUGCGACACCCGGCCCAGGCGCUGACCGUCCGGCUGAGCGGCGUCCAGAUGACCGACGGCGCUGCGCUCCGGCUCACGGAGAUGGUGCCGAGGGACGGCACACGGGUGGUGCUCCGCGUGACCUCCAAUCCGGCCGCCGGCGUCCCCGAGGUUGAGGCGUAUAAGAGGCUGGAGAACAACGAGCUGGUCUCCAUCAACGCCACGCUCGCCGUCGAGGCGCACAUGUCCAGCCGGGCGGACCGCGUCUCCCGACAGUCUUCCACGGCUUCGGGGCGGCGGCGGCGCCGUCCGUCUCUCGCCAGUCCUCGACGGCUCGCUGCCGGCGGGCGGCUCCUGCUGCAGCCCGUCGAGCAAUACCGCGUACAGCGCGACGGUGACGGCUACCUCGACGUCACCGUCUCCUUCUGCUCCAGUCCCUGGAACAUAUACGUUCAGCCUUACCUGGAGGGCGGCAAGCUGCGUGCCCUCAUGCACGCCAUGCAGGAGCACUACAGCCAGCCGGUGAACGUGCAGCCGCUGCGGCCGGACGCUGUGGCCGGCGGCCAGUUCUGCGCCGUCAAAAACCCGGAGGACGAGCUGUGGUACAGUGUGCGCAGCCGCAACCAGGAGUCGUGCGCGCUGUCUCGCUCGAACAUGAGCGCUCGCCGGACCAAGUCAUCGGACCGAGGGAAGUUGUGA